AUGGCGUCUCUUUCUCUUGAAUCUCAAGCUGAACCCGAUUCAACUGAGCAGCAUAUCUUCAACAUCCUCAAUGACUAUCUUCAGCCUUCUAGCACAACCCCUCCCAGUGAGGCCGCACAAGCUAUCCACGCCUUGACACCAAAGGCAGCUUCAACACAAGAAGAGGAUUCUGAACUGGAGGACUUCCUCUGGUCCACAUGGGGAACUAUCAUCAAGAUUGCCAAACAGAUUGAUGACAAUCAUCCCUCGCAAGACCGACUGGUCGACGUGAUCCACGCUCUGACCGAAUUACCGCCAACAACGGUGUCAAUCUGGGGUUCCGAAAAUCGCCUAUGGAAAGACCUGCCCAUCCUCGGACCAAGCCUGAGAGAAUCCUGGGAUCCACCCACGUAUACAAAACCCAACGACCCAGAAAUCACCGAGUGGAUUAACCUACAAGCCUUCACGGCGCGGCUGAUGAGCAAAUGCGACCCAUCCCUUUCUCUCCUUGGCGUCUGGAGUCUGCGGUCGGGAUUGGAAGAGGAACUGUCGGACAGGGAACUCGAGGGGGAAGUUGCCGCGGCAGCGAUGUGGAUGGUGUAUGGUGGUGAGAACUUGUUCAGUCAACUGACAGACGCGGUGCAAGACGAGGAGAUGGAGCGCUUGAUGAUGCCGGGGACACUGUAUAGCGGACCGGGACAGUUGAGCUUGGAGCGGUGGCAGUUCUGGAAGCGGCGGUUUGGGGAGAUGAGUGAACAGAUCCAAGCCAAUGAUGAGACUAAGUGGGUGAUUCAGUUGGCUGGGGAGAAGAUGGAGAGGAUUGAGCAGUAG
Aspergillus viridinutans is the source of this 810-nucleotide messenger RNA. RefSeq names its product DUF3632 domain-containing protein. The record is from RefSeq and is a predicted model, not a curated record. Bases 1 to 810 code for a protein of 269 amino acids. Lineage: Eukaryota; Fungi; Ascomycota; Eurotiomycetes; Eurotiales; Aspergillaceae. The transcript has 3 exons.